GUGCGUAUCCUGGAGCUGCCGGCUGCCGCAGGCGGGAGGAAAGGGGCUGCCCGGGCCCGGGCGGGGCCGGGGCUAGCGAAAGUCUGCGGAGGUCUGCGAGGGAAGUCGAGUGUCCGGAAGUGGCAGUUGUAAACACCGUCUCCCUGGGGCUGGUCUCCCUCUUGUUCCCCCCUGUGCUCUUUGUUUCCCCUCCCUGGGUCUUAGAGUCCGUCGUGUUCCAACAGUUUUUGCUCUGACCCCGCGGUCUGCCUGGGCCUCUGACUGCCUUUGAGAUCCGAAGCUGCCCCAGGGGUCUUGGGUGUGCAGUCUGGAUCACGGGAGACCCCUGAGACACAUUGAGAGAGAUGAGUACAUUCUGGAUGACCAACAGAAGGACUCAAAUGUGAGGAUAUCGGACUUCUGCUGGGGAUACCAAGAGACACUUGUGAGAUCUUCAUAUUUGUGUCUAUUUGGAACUUCAGCCCGUGUAACCUGUAAGCCACAGACAUCUUGGACAGUUUUAAUCAUUAAUAACGAAGUAUAUCAUUAAGCAACAGUGGGGUAUUUUAAAAGAGUUGGAAGACUCAUCAUGAGUUUGGACACUUCAAAUAAUGCCCCUGGUGAUAUCCAAAGGUUGAAGAAUGCCUCAUCUGAUAUAAAACAAGUGGUUAAAAAUGAAACAGACUUGGAUAUUACUGCUGAUCUCAGAAAGAAACUCCAUCGGGCUAAGAAAGAAAAAUUAGAAAUAACAACCAAGCACAAUGCAGAGCUGGCAAGCUACGAGAGCCAGAUUGCCAAGCUACGAUCCGAGGUUGAAAAAGGAGAGGCAUUGCGACAAAGUCUGGAAUAUGACCUGGCUGUUGCUAGAAAGGAAGCUGGACUCGGAAGGCGGGCUGCUGAAGAAAGAUUAACUGAGGCACAUAGGAUCCAAGAAAAACUCUGUGCUCAGAAUGCAGAACUUCAGGGAAAGGCAAGUGAGAUGGAGAAAGCAUUCCAGACUUCCCAGCAGAAAUGGAAAGAAGAAUGCAGAAGAUUUGAAUGUGAUUUGGAGGAAAGAGACAAUAUAAUUCAAAACUGCAAUCAAAAAUAUGAUUUACUUAUGAAAGAAAAAAGCAGACUAGAGAAAAGUGUACAGGAAGCGCUGGAGAAACAUCAGGAGAAGAAUGAGAUGGAGUCUCAUAUCAGGGAGACAGCAUUGGAGGAGUUUAGAUUACAAGCAGAACAAUGGGAAGCAGAAAGAAGAGAGUUACAAUUUAUAGUACAGGAGCAAGAUAAUGCUUUACAAAAUAUGCAUGAGAAAGUAGAAAAAUUAGAAGCCGAACACAUGGAGUGCUCUGACCUUUUACGUCGACAGACAAGUGAAUUCGAAUUUAGCACUCAACGAGAGGAACGUCUUAGAAAAGAGUUUGAGGCAACUACUCUAAGAGUGAGGAAAUUAGAAGAAAAUAUUGAAGCAGAGAGAGCAGCACAUUUGGAAUCGAAAUUUAAUUCUGAAAUUAUUCAGUUACGGAUUCGAGACCUUGAAGGAGCUUUGCAGGUAGAAAAGGCCAGCCAAGCAGAAGCUGUUGCUGAUUUGGAAAUGAUCAAGAAUGAAUUCAAAGAAGUUGAAAGUGCAUAUGAACGAGAAAAGCAUAAUGCACAAGAGAGCUUUGCAAAACUAAAUAUAUUAGAAAGAGAGUAUUUCUCCAAAAACAAGAAACUAAAUGAAGAAAUCGAGGAACAGAAGAAAGUAAUUAUAGACCUUUCAAAGAGACUCCAGUAUAAUGAAAAAAGUUGCAGUGAAUUACAGGAAGAACUUGUAAUGGCUAAGAAGCACCAGGCUUUUCUAGUAGAGACAUGUGAAAAUAACGUGAAAGAGUUGGAAUCAAUCUUGGACAGCUUUUCUGUGUCUGGCCAGUGGACAUCAGGCAUCCACAAGGACAAAGAUAAACCUCCCAGCUUCCCUGUUGUCCUUGAGAGUUUGAGGCGUACCUUGACAGAUUACCAGAACAAGCUGGAAGAUGCAUCUAAUGAGCUAAGCAACAUGAAUCAUGCUAAGGAAAAGGCAUCUAAUGAACUUGAGUCUACCAAACAGAAGGUAGACUCUCACGCUAAAAAUAUAAAGGACCUUCAGGAUAAAUUGGCUGAUGUCAAUAAAGAGUUAAGUCAUUUACGCACUAAAUGUGCAGACAGAGAGGCUCUAAUAAGCACUUUAAAAGUGGAACUACAAAAUGUGCUGCACUGUUGGGAGAAAGAAAAGGUGCGAGCAGCCCAAUCUGAAAGUGAGCUGCAGAAGCUUUCCCAGACUUUCCAUAAGGAUACCGAGGAGAAGCUAACCUUCCUCCAUACCUUGUAUCAGCACUUGAUAGCAGGCUCUGUGCUCAUAAAACAACCAGAAGGCAUGCUGGAUAAAUUCUCUUGGUCUGAGCUUUGUGCAGUUUUGCAGGAGAAUGUUGAUACUCUGAUCGUAGACCUCAACAGGGCUAAUGAGAAGAUAAGUCAUCUAGAGUAUAUCUGUAAAAACAAGUCUGAUACGAUGAGAGAGCUUCAGCAAACCCAGGAAGACACCUUUAACAAAGUGGCAGAGCAGAUCAAAGCCCAGGAGAGCUGCUGGCACAAGCAAAAGAAGGAACUGGAGCUGCAGUACUCCGAACUCCUCCUGGAGGUACAGAAGAGGGCACAGAAAUUUCAAGAAAUUGCUGAAAAAAAUAUGGAAAAAUUGAACCGUAUUGAGAAGUCACAUGAACAAUUGGUUGUUGAAAACACACAUUUCAAAAACUUGUUAUCACAGACUAAAAGGGAACAAACGUCCUUGCUGGCGGCCUGUGCAUUGAUGGCUGGUGCCUUAUAUCCUCUGUAUAGCCGAUCAUCUGCCUUAUCCACACAGAGAGAUUUUCUCCAGGAGCAGGUCAACACCUUUGAGUUGUUAAAAUUGGAAGUUAGAACUCUAGCCCAGGCUUUGUCAAUUGUAGAGGAAAAGAAGCAAGAGGAAGCCAAGAUGAAGAAAAAAGCAUUCAAAGGAUUGAUACGUGUAUUCCGGAAAGGUGUUAUUGCAAUUUUGGCAGCAAACAGACUCAAGAUUUUGGGCCAGUCGUGUGCCUCUCUUUUUACCUGGAUGGAGAGUUUCAAAGAAGGCAUAGGCAUGUUAGUGUGUACAGGAGAGCCCAAAGACAAGCAUAAAUUUCCAAAACAUCAAAAGGAGCAGUUACGUUGUUUGCAAGCUGUCAGUUGGCUCACCAGUUCUGACCUUCUUGCUGCAAUAAUCAGUUCUAUGGCUGAGUUACAGGAAGCUAUUAGUAAAACAGAUCCAAAUUCCAGAAUUUGUGGACAUUUGCUUAUAGGAGCAGCUAAGAGUUCUUUUGCAAAACUCAUGGAUAAAAUUAAUCUGGCAAUGGACAGUAUACCUUUGCACAGCAACAGGAGUAUUACAUAUGUGGAAAAAGAUUCCCUGGUUCAGAGGCUGGCCCGUGGACUUCAUAAAGUAAACACACUGGCCCUGAAAUACGGUCUACGUGGCCAUGUGCCCAUUUUGAAAAGCACAGCAUCAUUACAGAAGCAAAUAUUUGGAUUUACACAAAGACUGCACACAGCAGAAGUGGAGCGCCGUUCACUACGCUUAGAGGUCACAGAAAUGAAACGAAAUGUGAAUGAACUGAAGAAGGAGCUUGACAAAACCCAGGGUCUUCAGAUGCAGUUAAAUGAAUUUAAGCAGUCAAAAUUGAUCACCCAUGAGAAGUUUGAAAGUGCGUGUGAAGAAUUGAAUAAUGCAUUACUACGGGAACAGCAGGCUCAAAUGCUAUUGAAUGAGCAGGCACAGCAACUACAGGAGUUGAAUUAUAGGCUUGAAUUACAUUCCAGUGAGGAAGCUGACAAAAACCAAACUCUUGGAGAAGCUGUUAAGAGUCUCUCCGAGGCAAAGAUGGAGCUGAGAAGAAAAGAUCAAUCUCUGCGUCAGCUCAAUAGACAUCUUACCCAGCUGGAGCAGGACAAGCGUCGACUGGAGGAGAACAUCCAUGAUGCAGAGAGUGCCCUCCGCAUGGCAGCCAAAGACAAAGAAUGUGUUGCUAAUCAUAUGAGAACAGUAGAAAAUGUGCUUCAUAAGGUCAGAGAUCAGAUCUCGCUGUCACGGACUGCGGCAAGUAGGAAUGACUUCACCCUGCAGCUACCCAGACUGCACCUGGAGACCUUUGCAAUGGAGGGGCUCAAGGGCAGGCCAGAGGUUGUAGCGUGCCAGGCUAUGAUUAAAAGUUUCGUGGAUGUCUACCAGCUUGCAAGCACUAGAAUUGCUACAUUAGAAAAGGAAAUGACAUCUCAUCGAAGUCACAUUGCAACCUUGAAAUCAGAACUUCACACAGCUUGUUUACGUGAAAAUGAAAGUUUACAAUCAACAGGAUCACGAGACCAUUCAAAUCUCUCCAUUCCUUCAAGAGCUGCUCUUCCUGCUGACACGAUUGAUGUUGGGGAUAUUUUGCCAUUGAAAGCUGAACCUGACACAACUUACACUUUCUUAAAGGAGACACUUAUAAAUCCUGCGCCCCUGUCGUCAUCUCACUCCUCUCCAGUGAUGAUGUCUGCUACUGCCGAGAGACCAGCUCAGAUUGGAUUAUGACUUUAUGAAAUAAAAAGGAUGCAGGAAGAGUUAACAGUACAAUUAAAAUUGUUUUGAAGGGGGAUUUUCUUAUCAGUUGAAUUUUGUUUCAGCACAAGU
Eubalaena glacialis (North Atlantic right whale) is the source of this 4666-nucleotide messenger RNA. It is a transcript of the gene CCDC171, whose product is annotated as coiled-coil domain containing 171. NCBI's taxonomy places the organism in Eukaryota, Metazoa, Chordata, Mammalia, Artiodactyla, Balaenidae. The coding region runs from base 569 to 4567 and encodes 1332 amino acids. The record is from RefSeq and is a predicted model, not a curated record. The transcript is spliced from 28 exons.